AUGGACGUGGAAAUGCAUGAAGCCGCACCAACUCCAACUCUCCGUUCGGCAAUCACCGUGCCCCGCUCGGCAGCACUGCCAGUAGCAGCUCCGUGUUCUGCUGCGCCACGUACCGCAACAGCCCCGGCCGCAGCGCCACGCAACGUCACGCCUUGUCCCGCCGCCGCUCCGAUGGCACCACCCCGUGCUGAGCUUCCACAAAAGAGCCCAUCAGAAAUGCAAAGCGAGUAUGCAGCCGCCGCAGCGCCAGCAAGUCGCGCAAGCGCAUGGGUGCUGCCUCAAUUGCUUGGCGCUAUCCCACGAAACGAGGGAAUGCGACUCCCCCAUCAGGUGGCAACUAUGCGACAGACCGCAUCACACCGCAUGUUCGGACGUCCGAUGAUCGAGACGCCAGUGCCACGCAACCAUGGGCGGCGAAGACCGCACGACAGCAGUACAGCAAAAUCGCGGCGACCACCAGUACAGCAGGGUCACCGCACUUGGAACCAUCCUGGGGCUCGAUAUCGCGCUGCAGCGGUCACACAUAGCCGGCACCAGCCUACGCAACGCCCCCGUCGUGCAACCGCAAUCAGCAACGUAGUGGAUACCCUGCAGCAACUACUAGGUUGA
Rhagoletis zephyria (snowberry fruit fly) is the source of this 609-nucleotide messenger RNA. Its product is annotated as translation initiation factor IF-2-like. Lineage: Eukaryota; Metazoa; Arthropoda; Insecta; Diptera; Tephritidae. The record is from RefSeq and is a predicted model, not a curated record.